GGCUUGUCAAAAGCUUUUCAAUAAUACCUAAAUUUGUUUGUACUUAGAAAAUUAACAACUGUUGUCCACAAAAAAAGUUUAAAAUACAAAACCACAACCAAAAAAAUGUCUGCUUCACGUCGUUUGAGUCGCGAACUGAGCGAUAUUUUAGCUUCCAAAUCGAAAAUUCUGCGCAACAUUGAAGCCUCGGACGAAUCGUUGCUACUGUGGACAGGACUUUUAGUGCCAGAGAAAGCACCUUAUAAUAAGGGCGCAUUUCGCAUUCAGAUUAGUUUCCCAACUCAAUAUCCGUUUUUGCCACCAAAGAUACACUUUAAAACGCAGAUCUAUCAUCCCAAUAUCAAUGAGAAGGGCGAAGUCUGCCUCCCAAUUAUCACAGCCGACAACUGGAAGCCAACCACAAGAACCGAGCAGGUUCUUCAAUCUUUGAUUGAAAUUGUGCAUAGUCCCCAGCCCGAGCAUCCACUGCGUUCCGAUUUGGCGGAAGAGUACGUAAAGGAUAACAAAAAGUUUAUGAAAACGGCUGAGGAGUUCACCAAAAAGAAUGCCGAAAAACGUCCUUAAUAAGACAAUACAAUACAGUACAAAUUUUAAAUCUUCUUUAGGAUUACUAAGAUAACCAGGAGUAAAUUGGGUAUAGCUCUUUGAUCUUAAUAUAAUCCAACUUAAAUGAUGUUCUAAACUGGCACUAAAAUGGAAUCUAGCAUCUGCAAAGUUAUUUACAUGCCAAGUGCUGCCUGUUUGGUCAUUACAUAAUUCACAGUUAACACGGCAACAUGGUAAGGCAAGCUACCAAGUUGUCCAGAACGGAGUUUACCAUGGAAACUAGCUAAAUUUAAUGUCACACACAAUGCUUAUUCAGACUCUAAGAGAUGUUGCCGCUUGUGGUCUUGAUAAUUAAUUUAGAGGCUAUUAAUAUAAUUCAAGUUCAAGAUGACGAAAGGCCUGAUAAUUCUAAGAAUGUAAUUACAAGUACAAAGAAAAA
Messenger RNA from Drosophila albomicans, 985 nucleotides. RefSeq names its product ubiquitin-conjugating enzyme E2-18 kDa (gene Ubc84D). The coding region runs from base 106 to 564 and encodes 152 amino acids. The record is from RefSeq and is a predicted model, not a curated record. NCBI's taxonomy places the organism in Eukaryota, Metazoa, Arthropoda, Insecta, Diptera, Drosophilidae. The transcript is spliced from 2 exons.